GACCGUGUUGGCGUGAGAGCAGAGCCCCUGGGAGGUCCUCGGAGCCAUGGAGAUACCUCGACAGACAGAGAUGGUGGAGCUAGUGCCAAACGGCAAACACUUGGAGGGACUGCUACCAGUGGGCAUGUCCACAACAGACACUCAGAGAGCUGAAGACCCCCAGCACUGUGCCGAGGGCAAGGGCUUCCUUCAGAAAAACUCCAGCAGUGAGACACACUUCACCGAUUUCGAGGGGAAGACAUCGUUUGGGAUGUCCGUGUUCAAUCUCAGCAAUGCCAUCAUGGGCAGCGGCAUCCUGGGGCUCGCCUACGCCAUGGCCAAUACGGGCAUCAUCCUUUUCCUGUUCCUCCUGACAGCUGUUGCCUUGCUGUCUAGCUACUCCAUUCACCUGCUCCUCAAGUCCUCAGGGAUCGUGGGCAUCCGUGCCUACGAACAGCUGGGCUACCGUGCCUUUGGGACCCCAGGGAAGCUGGCGGCGGCCCUGGCCAUCACACUGCAGAACAUUGGAGCCAUGUCCAGCUACCUGUACAUCAUCAAGUCUGAGUUGCCUCUUGUCAUACAGACCUUCCUGAAUCUGGAGAAGCCGAGCCCGGUGUGGUACAUGGAUGGCAACUACCUUGUGAUUCUGGUGUCUGUCACCAUCAUUCUGCCCCUAGCUCUAAUGCGGCAGCUCGGCUACCUAGGCUAUUCCAGUGGCUUCUCCCUCAGCUGCAUGGUGUUCUUCUUGAUCGCAGUCAUCUACAAGAAGUUCCAAGUUCCCUGCCCAUUGCACAUCUUGGUCAAUGCCACAGGCAACUCCAGCCACAUGGUGGUGUUGGAGGAGAAGGCGCAGCUGCAGGAUGAGCCUGAGGCUGCGGCCUUCUGUACCCCAAAAUACUUCACACUAAACUCACAGACAGCGUACACCAUCCCCAUCAUGGCUUUUGCCUUCGUCUGCCACCCCGAGGUGCUGCCUAUAUACACAGAGCUCAAAGAACCCUCGAAGCAGAAGAUGCAGCACAUCUCCAACCUGUCUAUUGCUGUCAUGUAUGUCAUGUACUUCCUGGCUGCCCUCUUCGGCUACCUCACCUUCUACGACAGGGUGGAGUCGGAGCUGCUGCACACCUACAACAAGGUGGACGCGUUUGAUGUGCUGAUCUUGUGUGUGCGCGUGGCCGUGCUGAUAGCAGUCACACUUACGGUUCCAAUCGUUCUGUUCCCGGUACGACGCGCCAUCCAGCAGAUGCUGUUCCAGAACCAGGAGUUCAGCUGGUUGCGGCACGUGCUCAUCGCCACUGGCCUGCUCACUUGCAUCAACCUGCUGGUUAUCUUCGCCCCCAACAUCUUGGGCAUCUUUGGAAUCAUUGGUGCCACAUCUGCUCCGUGCCUCAUCUUCAUCUUUCCCGCCAUCUUCUACUUCCGAAUCAUGCCCACUGAGAAGGAGCCUGCAAGAUCCACCCCUAAAAUCCUGGCCCUUUGUUUUGCUGUGGUUGGCUUCUUGUUGAUGACCAUGAGCUUGAGUUUCAUCAUCACUGACUGGGCCUCCGGGACCAACCAGCACGGUGGAAACCAUUAGGAGGACUUAGGUCUUGUUCUGUCUAUUCAUCCCAGCACCCCGCCCUCACUCUCCAGCCCAGGGGCUCUUACGGGGAGAAAGACAGGGGAGAGACACUGUAAAUACUACGGCAUUUGGCUCCACCCAUAUCCUCUCCGUUGGAAGGUUUUUGUUGAAGAGCCAGGACCAAGGCCCUUGGACCACCCCCCUGCUGGGCUCCAGAGCUGCAGGGGCUUCCUGAGCUAGGAACAGGGUGGGGCUGUUGCCUCAGAUCCCACCAAAACCCUCCACCCUCCUCCCACAGCUGUGUACACUGAGGCCCAGCAGCCCCCUCCUGAGGUCACACAGGCUGUAGGGCACACAGAGCCAGAACCCAGGCCUGAAGACAUCCCCCAGGCCUGCUGGGGAGCCGCAGUCUGCACCCAGAGGGCUCGGCUCCCCCAGCCUGCUGAUCUCACAGCCCCCUUUCCAACACUUGGGCCCCAAAUCUAGCAUACUCUUGUCCUCUUCUCGCAUCUCCUUCACGGAAGGAGCCCCUAUCCUACCCCAUAUCUGGGGUCUGCAGGUUCUGCUGAGGAUGGUAUGCACCCCAAGAGAUCCCUGCUGUGGACCUUUACCAGUCCUGGGGAGGCUGGGACUCCCACACCUCAAACCUGGGCCAUGACUUACAUUCCGCUCCUGGGAGAAGAGAGGCUGGGCCCAGAGUAUCCUGGCCCUGGGAGUCAAAGACCCCAGGAGCCAGACUGGCACAGAGGUGGGGAGGCUGGCCUUUUAUAAAUACUAUACAUAAGA
Messenger RNA from Peromyscus eremicus (cactus mouse), 2326 nucleotides. RefSeq names its product solute carrier family 38 member 3 (gene Slc38a3). The transcript has 15 exons. Lineage: Eukaryota; Metazoa; Chordata; Mammalia; Rodentia; Cricetidae. The coding region runs from base 47 to 1555 and encodes 502 amino acids. The record is from RefSeq and is a predicted model, not a curated record. Gene Ontology annotation, biological process: L-glutamine transport; asparagine transport; amino acid transmembrane transport. Gene Ontology annotation, molecular function: L-glutamine transmembrane transporter activity; L-histidine transmembrane transporter activity; L-asparagine transmembrane transporter activity.